This is a messenger RNA of Candidozyma auris, 357 nucleotides long. RefSeq names its product LYR motif-containing protein. Gene Ontology annotation, biological process: mitochondrial respiratory chain complex III assembly. The coding region runs from base 1 to 357 and encodes 118 amino acids. Lineage: Eukaryota; Fungi; Ascomycota; Pichiomycetes; Serinales; Metschnikowiaceae. The record is from RefSeq and is a predicted model, not a curated record. The transcript has a single exon.
AUGACCAAGGCCGCCUUGCAGGCAUACCGUGCCGCUCUCAGGGCCACCAGAGUGGCGUUCAACGGUGACGAGAAAAUCUUGAGGGCGCUGAGAAUGAAAAUUAGAGAAGGCUUCGACAAGAAGCGCACACUUGCCAACCAAGAGGAAGUUGACAAGGCCAUCACUGACUUGAACGAGGUGGCCAAGUUCCUUGUCAAGAACAUCGUGCAAGCUGAAAAACAGGAAGGCGACCGCUACUUCUUGAAGUUUCACAAGGGCACCGAGUUGGGUGACAACGCCACGAUCAAGCAGAACAACAAGAAGAACAUGGGCUCUCUCGCUGGCGCCAAAGUGAGAAGAUGCAGCGAUAACAAAUAG